AAAAACCCACACACCUCUGUCGUAGACCCAAACUGGAAAAUAUCAAACAUUUCAGACUUGCUCUCUGACCUGUAUCGAUACAACUUGGUACUCGAUACAAACAUGGAUCACGGAUACGACGUCCUCUUCACCAGUGAAAUCGAGUCGAGGUUUCAAUGUCCGAUUUGUUUGCUGAUUCUAAGGAAUGCUGUCCAGACGGCUUGUGGGCAUCGGUUUUGUGACGCCUGCAUCAAGAAGGUCAUUUUAAGUAAAAACUCCAUUCUCACAUGCCCAGUGGAUAAAACUUUCUCCAAAGUGGACGAGAUUUUCCCAGACAUCGCCACGAGAAGAGAGAUCCUGUCACUUCCGGUGAAAUGUGCUAACACUGACUGCUGCAGUUGGCAGGGAGAGUUACGUGAGUUGCAGGCCCACCAAUCGACUUGCAGCAUGGAGAAAGUUGUCUGCCCCCAAUCUUGCGGCGUCAAGAUCCGCAGGUCUGAGGUGGAGAAACACCUGACCCUGUGCCCGUCACGCCCAGUCCACUGUCCCUACUGCGGUGAUCGGAUCCUGCACAGCAAAAUGGUGGGCCACACAGAGCAGUGUCCCAAGUGUCCAGUCACGUGCUCCAUGUGUGGGGACAAGCAGCUGCGCGAGGAACUUGGGCGUCACCUUGACCCUGACCAUGGGUCGUGUCCCAAGGUCAUCACCUCGUGUCCGUUUAAAUUUUCCGGAUGUCAGUUCAAGGCUGAACGCAGCAGGGUGGAGGAGCAUGCUAAAGACCCAGUUACUUUGUGCCAACAUCUGAACCAGGCUGGACUGAAGUUGGCGGAGUGUUGCAAGACCAUUGAUGAGCUCAAGGGAAAAGUGACAGAGUUAUCAAGCAAGACAAAUGAAGCUUUCUCGAUCAUCGGCGCCAACCAGCGCAGUACCACCCAGAUGGCUAGAGAACUGAAGGAAAGAAAUGUGACCGGUAAGCUGCAUUGGAAGGUCAAGGUCGGUCAGCUGAGAAACCCACGCACCAGUUACUGCAGUCCUGCAUUUUAUACCGGAUGUCCCGGAUACAAGGUUCAGCUGACCCUAGACAUGGAUGGCGUGAGGGAGGGCAAUGUCCGCUACACAAGUCUGAGCGUGACGCUACAGCCCGGCGAGUACGAUGACGAUGUUGUCUUUCCGUUCAACGCCACCUGCUACGUCACGCUCUACGACCAGGCCAACACUGCCUCACAGAGGGUCAACUUGACCCAAGAAAUUGUUCUCAGGGAAGUUCCCAGGAACCACAACAGAGGGGGUCAGGCUGGGGAGAGAAUCUACAGGAGAGAACACGGCAAAUAUGUGAAACGGAAUGAACUGCUGGGCAACAACUCCCGCUACCUGAGGCACGGUUUUCUCCACUUUGAGGUGACCAUCAUCCACUCUUUCUACCCUCCGCCAGAGGCCGCUGCUGCCUACAUGUCGUCUGCGUGUAUUUCCAACCUGAUGGGUCAAGGUGCCUUGAUUAUCCACACCCCACAGAGGAACCCAGUCACCAGACAAGCCGCCCUGCCCGCCCAGCCUCCCAUCAUGGGGCUUGCCACACUCGCUAUAGGAAACUAAGGACGCAGGAAACUAAGGACGCUAACUGGAUAAGAUGGCCAGGCUGCCAGAUUUUUAACUUUUUAUUUUUAUUCUUGAAUUUAAUUUUUAUGUAGCUAAAGUUUUAUGGUGCAAUAUUUGUUUUUAGUCUUCAAAUGAUUUUAAAUGUACAUUUUGUUGUUUUUAGUCUUCAAAUGUGUUUAAAUGUACAUUUUGUUUUUAUCUGGAAGUAUCUUAAAUUUUAAUUUCAUUAAAAACG
Physella acuta is the source of this 1810-nucleotide messenger RNA. Its product is annotated as TNF receptor-associated factor 6. The record is from RefSeq and is a predicted model, not a curated record. Gene Ontology annotation, molecular function: zinc ion binding; protein binding. Gene Ontology annotation, cellular component: plasma membrane signaling receptor complex. NCBI's taxonomy places the organism in Eukaryota, Metazoa, Mollusca, Gastropoda, Physidae. Gene Ontology annotation, biological process: regulation of canonical NF-kappaB signal transduction.